Messenger RNA from Trifolium pratense (red clover), 1626 nucleotides. Its product is annotated as cyclin-dependent kinase B1-1-like. Gene Ontology annotation, cellular component: cyclin-dependent protein kinase holoenzyme complex; cytoplasm; nucleus. Bases 938 to 1471 code for a protein of 177 amino acids. Gene Ontology annotation, biological process: regulation of gene expression; regulation of G2/M transition of mitotic cell cycle; regulation of meiotic cell cycle. NCBI's taxonomy places the organism in Eukaryota, Viridiplantae, Streptophyta, Magnoliopsida, Fabales, Fabaceae. Gene Ontology annotation, molecular function: cyclin binding; cyclin-dependent protein serine/threonine kinase activity; ATP binding. The record is from RefSeq and is a predicted model, not a curated record. The transcript is spliced from 7 exons.
ACUUAAUUUUCAUUUUUCUUUUACUCAGAUUCUCUGUUCUUGAAUUUCUUUUUGUUCUUCAAAAAUAUUGAAAUUGAGUUAAUCAGAAGAAAUGAAUGUUUCAAUUGUUGAUAUUGAUCGUUCUGUUCAGGAAAUUCUGAUUCAUUUUGGUUUUAAUUUGAAACGAAUGAUUCAAUUCUUGAUAUUUUAUUUUAUGAAAUGAGUGAUUCAAUUGUGUGAAUUAGAAGAAAUAAAUGAUUCAAUUUUGAUAUUGAUUGUUCUGUUUACAAAAUUCUGAUUCAUUUUGAUUUUAAUUUGAAAUGAAUGAUUCAAUUGGUGAUAUUUGAUUUUAUGAAAUGAAUGAUUCAGUUGUCUGAAUUAGAAGAAAUGAAUGAUUCAUUUUGAUUAUAUUAUGCAGACCGUUUCUAACACCAGAUCAAUGGGAUGCGAUAACUCAUGACUACAAAGAUUUUGAGCUGAUACGUGCUGAAGGUCCAAGGUUCGGUGAGAUGUUCAAGUGCAAGUUGAAAUCUACCAAGGAGGUUGUAGCUAUGAAGAUUUUAACCAUUCCAGAAGACCAGAAAAGCAAUGGAAUUCCAUACAGUAUCUUGAAUCACUUCUCUAUCCUCAAAACGUUAAACCAUCCCAAUAUAGUCAAAUUGCAUACAGUGCUAAGAACUGAUCUGGAUAUGGAAGAUGUGUUUCUCGUUUUCGAGUAUAUUGACGUUAGUCUUAAAAAAUUCCUUGCCACUCCGUUCCCUAUUGACGUUCUAAAACUGGGAAAACCUUUUCUACGUCAAGCUCUUUCUGGAUUGGCAUACCUUCAUGUGCAGAAAAUUAUACACAGAGAUCUGAAACCUAAUAAUGUUCUGCUUUCAUUUAAAAACCAUGAGAUCAGUGCAUUGAAGAUGGUGUGGCAAAAUCUAUUGAACCUCCUCUUUCACCAUACUCUAUUAAUAUGGGUGAUCCUUGUUAUAAAGCACCUGAACUUUUGCUGGGUUUUACCAACUAUAUCUGGUCUAUGGGCUGCAUAUUUGCUGAGAUGAUUAAGUUCCAACCUCUGUUUAUUGGUAACGAUGGACCGAAGAUAUUGACCGAGAUAUUUUGUUUGCUUGGCAUGCCAACAGAAGAAAACUGGCCUGGUGUGGCUUCUAUGUGCAGCUUUAUUGAAUUUGAAGCAUUUGACCCUCCCAUAAAGCCGAAGGACCUUGCAGCUGAAUUCCCUAAGCUUGAACCAGAUGGUCUUGAUCUUCUUUCGAAAAUGCUUUGCCUAUGCCCAAAUAGCAGGAUUUCAGCUGAGGAAGCUGAUGACAAAAUUAGCAAGUGUACUAAUUUAUCGUUAAGUAAUAAAUUAAAUUCGUAUCCACAGGGAUUGUUUCAAUCUCGACAAGACAACUGUAUCGUAUUUAGGAAUGUAAAUGCAGGGGGAUUUGCUAAGCAAAGUUGGUUUAUAAAACAAUUAAAAUUAAAAGUGAUGAUUGCAAACGAUUAAAGAGAUGAUUAGAAUUUUCGAUUCACUUCCUCUUCAUGAUUUGGUAAAUGCGGUCCUAAGCUACCUUUUCACUCUUAUUGUCACGAUGAAUUAACUAAAUAGUUCAGACCAGUGUUAAUGACUAAGAACCCUUUUCCAUAAAAAUAAUUUCCUAA